UCAAAGUGCCAGUGUGCUAAAGAGCCCAAGUGCCUGCGGUUCAAAGGCAAGGCUCUACAAUCCAGGGUUCAAGCAAAGCCACGAAAAUGCGGAAACGAGAAUGUUGAGAGCAAGAAGAAGAAAUCUUGAUUUCAGCCUGUACUUCUAUAUAGCACUAUACACGAACUAUUCGUGUGUUUGGAGAAGGAAAUGGGAGCAGCUCUGAGCUGAUAACGCCAGACUGUCAUCACUACUCAAAGGCGCUGAUAGGGGCAGCAUCCCGGGUUAUCAGGUGUUGAGCUGGUCGCGGACUGAAGACUGGAGCGGACAGUUGACAGCCUCGCCUUCGGCGCGCCGGUCUGUCUGUCUGUCCCGAAGAUGUGGCUCCUGCUCGCGCUCGUCCUGCUCCUGGUGGUCCUCGGCCACGAGAUGCGCCGGUUCGUGAGGAACAUGCGCACCGUGCCGGCGCCCCUGCCCCUGCCCCUCCUGGGCAAUGCCCACCUCUUCUUCGGGCUCUCUCCGGCGGAGGCCUGCCUCCGGAUCGGGGAGCUGGCGGAGAAGUACGGCGAUACGUUCGGCCUCUUCCUGGGGCCCUCCUACAGCGUCAUGCUCUUCAACCCGCGCGACGUGGAGCGGGUCCUCAGCACCAGCCAGUGGCUGACCAAGUCGCAGGAGUACUCCUUCCUGGGCCGCUGGCUGAACGAGGGGCUGCUGGUCAGCAGCGGCCGCAAGUGGCACCGCCGGCGCAAGAUCAUCACGCCCGCCUUCCACUUCAAGAUCCUGGAGGCCUACGUCGAGGUCUUCGACCGCCAGUCCCUGCGGCUCGUCGAGGAGUUGGGCUCACGCAGGAGCGGAGGCCAGGAUACAAACCCACCGAUCAACCUGGGCGAGGCAAUCCACCUCUGCACGCUGGACGCCAUCUGCGAAACCGCCAUGGGCGUGUCCAUCAACGCACAGUCCAAUGCCGACUCCGAGUACGUGCAGGCGGUGAAGACCAUCUCGAUGGUGCUGCACAAGCGCAUGUUCAACAUCCUCUACCGCUUCGACCUCACCUACAUGCUGACCCCCCUGGCGAGGGCCGAGAAGAAGGCCCUGAACGUGCUCCACCAGUUCACGGAGAAGAUCAUCGUGCAGCGGCGGGAGGAGAUCAUCCGCGGCGGGAGCAGCCAGGAGAAUCGUACGGAGCACGCGGACGCGGACGUGGGCGCCAAGCGCAAGAUGGCCUUCCUCGACAUCCUCCUGCAGUCGACCGUUGACGAGCGGCCACUGAGCAACCUGGACAUCCGCGAGGAGGUCGACACCUUCAUGUUCGAGGGCCACGACACCACCUCCUCCGCGCUCAUGUUCUUCUUCUACAACAUAGCCACCCAUCCGGAGGCGCAGAGCAAGUGCUUCGAGGAAGUCCGCUCCGUGGUGGGCCAGGACAAGAGCACGCCCGUCACCUACGACCUGCUGAACCAGCUGCACUACGUCGACCUGUGCGUCAAGGAGACCCUCCGCAUGUACCCCUCGGUUCCGCUGCUGGGCCGCAAGGUCCUGGAGGACUGCGAGAUAAAUGGAAAACUUAUUCCUGCGGGCACGAACAUCGGCAUCUCACCGCUUUAUUUGGGCAGACAAGAGGAACUCUUCAGCGAGCCCAACAGUUUCAAGCCGGAGCGAUUUGAUGUGGUGACCAGCGCCGAGAAGCUCAAUCCCUACGCUUACAUCCCCUUCUCAGCAGGACCGCGCAACUGCAUUGGCCAGAAGUUCGCCAUGCUGGAGAUCAAGGCCAUUGUUGCCAAUGUCCUGAGGCACUACCAGGUUGACUUUGUGGGCGACUCUUCAGAGCCGCCAGUCCUGAUCGCCGAACUGAUCCUGCGCACAAAGGACCCGUUGAUGUUCAAGUUGCGGGAGCGAGUCUAUUGAAUUCCUAGCUUACAUUCUAUUAUUCCCUUUGUAAAUAAACUACACAACAAUAUAGCGAA
Drosophila ficusphila is the source of this 1943-nucleotide messenger RNA. It is a transcript of the gene Cyp4d1, whose product is annotated as cytochrome P450 4d1. The coding region runs from base 358 to 1884 and encodes 508 amino acids. The transcript has 3 exons. Gene Ontology annotation, molecular function: oxidoreductase activity, acting on paired donors, with incorporation or reduction of molecular oxygen; iron ion binding; heme binding. The record is from RefSeq and is a predicted model, not a curated record. NCBI's taxonomy places the organism in Eukaryota, Metazoa, Arthropoda, Insecta, Diptera, Drosophilidae.